This is a messenger RNA of Sclerotinia trifoliorum, 1250 nucleotides long. The record is from the annotation of a GenBank genome assembly. NCBI's taxonomy places the organism in Eukaryota, Fungi, Ascomycota, Leotiomycetes, Helotiales, Sclerotiniaceae.
GAAGACAUCAGAGAUCGGUAUUCUAGAGAUCCGCAAGGUGUGCUGGACGCUUGAGAGACAAACCCCCACGGACAUCCGAUUGAGAGAUAAGGUAAAUCGGAUAUUACUCCAUAUGUACAUCAUUGACCACCUUCUUGAAUUCACCGGAUUUCUUCGCAUUGAUUGAUUAGCUGGUUAGUUGGUUAGUUGAUUAGUGGAAUAUUUUCAUCCGUCAAAGCACGAGUUUAAAGGAUGUAGCACCAACGUCUACCUGUUCUAAAUUUAGCGCCUCUUACUCUGAUCUGUCAGCAAUCAAUAUUAUCACAUAACCUUCAUAUUCCGAACUCUACAAUCAUCUUUAAUAGCACCGAAUCAAAUAAAGUUACUUGCCACAAACAAUAAUGGCUACACAUCACGAUCCCACACUUGAUCUUCCCCGACUACUCUGUCUCCAUGGCGGAGGAACAAACGCCGUAAUCUUUACCAUGCAAUGCCGAGCCCUCUCUUUUCAUCUAAGACCCUAUUUUCGUCUCGUAUAUGUCGAAGCGCCGUUUGCAUCUGGGGCCGGGCCUGAUGUCACAAGUGUCUAUGGAGAUUUUGGACCUUUUAAACGCUGGCUGGGUUGGUUACCGGAACAUGAAGUUUUAGACCCACGUGAUGAGGCCAUUGCUAUUGAAGAGAGUAUUGAAAAAGCGAUGAGAGAGGAUGAUGCUAAAGGGGCUACAGGGGGGUGGGUAGGACUACUGGGGUUUAGUCAGGGGGCGAAAAUAGCGGGGAGUUUGUUGUUGAGGAGGCAGAUUCGAGAAGAAGGAGGAAGAGAUUUGGAGGGACAGGAUUGGAGAUUCGCGGUACUGAUAGCGGGAAGAGGGCCAUUGAUUAGUCUGGAGAGAGAUCAGGAUAGAUGGGGACCAGUGGAUGAGAAUGAUGUUUUGACUUUGCCGACUAUUCAUGUUCAUGGGAUGAGUGAUCCGGGAUUAGAUUUACAUAGGGAAUUGCUGAAGAUUUGGUGUGAGAAAGGAAGUACGCAGCUGGUUGAAUGGAAUGGCAAUCAUAGGAUUCCGAUCAAAUCUGGGGAUGUCGAGGCCGUGGUAAAUCCUAUGCUCGCAUUGGCCAAAAAAUUGGGAGUCUUGACAGUUGAUCUGCCUGCCUGAUUUUAUCGAGCAUCCUUCCUUAUAACAUUUUUAUCUUGGGUUGAAGACUAGCACCGGAGCAUAUAUAGAAAGGAUUCACAAUAGACGAUUUAUCUUGAUUGAAUGUGUGCUCGUCUUUGG